Molecule: messenger RNA, 4426 nt
Organism: Condylostylus longicornis
Lineage: Eukaryota; Metazoa; Arthropoda; Insecta; Diptera; Dolichopodidae
Product: multidrug resistance protein homolog 49-like
Exons: 11
Coding region: 515-4414 (1299 amino acids)
Biological process (GO): transmembrane transport
Cellular component (GO): membrane
Molecular function (GO): ABC-type transporter activity; ATP binding; ATP hydrolysis activity
Source: RefSeq, a predicted model, not a curated record
UUUAGUUAAUGGUAAACGGUCAACGCGUUAAGAUUAAAAAGAAAUUUUGAAAGCGUCUUAAUAAAUUUAUAAUUAAUUAUUAAAAAUAAAAAGUGAAAAAAUAAAAUAAAAAAAAAAAUUUUUUUUUCUUUUGAAAGUAAUAAGAAAAUUUCAAUUUUCUCUCAAAAUUUUUUCUUUAUAUACAAAUUAAAUCGAAAAUUUCGCGGCCCUUAUGAAGAAUUUUAUUAGAACUAUAUUAAGUAAAAAAAAAGAUCAAAAACUAGUUAAAUAUAUUAUUUCGGGUAAUAAGUUAAUAAUUAAAUAAAAAGAGAAAGAAAAGAGAAUCACAAGGAUUAAAAAGAAAAAUUUUCUCAUUUUUUAAAAAAAAAUAUUUGAAGGAUCAAAUAAGAAAUUUGAAAGAAAAUUUUUAAACAGAAUACAAAAAAAGUGAUAAUUUUUUAAUAAAUUAAGUUUUGAAACUUAAUGCUGAAAACGAAUACUCAUUAAAGAGAGAAGUAAUUUUCAAAGUUUGAGAAUGAAAAAGAAGCUAAACAUAUCACGUGUGAUUUCUAAAACAUCGAAUAAAAAUGAUGAUUUUAAAAAGAAUAACAAAAAUGGUGACAUUCUGAAUGCGCAAUUUUCGUUACUCGAUGGACCAAAAAGUGAAAAGGCACAAAAUAUUAGUUUUUAUCAAUUGUUCCGAUAUUCAACUUCAACUGAAAAAUUAAUAAUAUUUCUUGCAUUAUUUUUUGGGACAAUUGGUGCAAUAUUAAUACCAUAUUCAGUUAUUAUUUAUGGUGAAUUUACAUCAUUGCUAAUUGAUCGUGUAACAAGAAAAGGAACAUCGACUCAAGUACAUAUUUUAAAACUAUUUGGUGGAGGCAGAGAAUUAACAAAUGGUACUAUUCAAGAAAAUCGUGAUGCAUUAAUAGAAGAUUCAAUUGCAUUUGGAUUGUCAUCGGCAGCUGGUGCUGCUUUACAAUUUAUAGUAUUAAUUAUAUCAGUUGAUAUAAUAAAUAUAACUGCACUUAAUCAAAUAACUAGAAUACGUAAAUUGUUCUUAGAAGCCGUCCUUAAACAAGAUAUGAUCUGGUAUGAUGUAUACAGUAAUGACCAUAAUUUUGCAACCAAAAUGACAGAAGAUUUAGAUAAAUUUAAAGAAGGAAUUGGUGAAAAAAUAAUUAUAUUUUGGUAUUUACUCAUGACAUUUGUAACAUCUGUAAUAUGUUCUUUCUUUUAUGGAUGGGAAUUAACAUUGGUUGUAUUAAGUUGUGUUCCAAUUAUUGUUAUUUCAACAGCAUUAGUAGCAAAAAUUCAAAGUUCUUUAACUGAAAAAGAAUUGAAAUCAUAUUCAAGAGCUGGUGCUGUAGCUGAAGAAGUAUUUAGUGGUAUUAGAACAGUAGUUGCAUUCAGCGGUGAAAAAAAAGAAGAAGAACGUUAUGCAAAUCGUUUAAUCGAUUCUGAAAAGACUGGUUAUAAAAAAGGUUUUUGGUCUGGUACUGGAAGUGGUAUUAUGUGGUUUAUAACAUAUUGUUCAUAUGCGCUUGCAUUAUGGUAUGGCGUAGUUUUAAUUAUAGAUGAAGAUAAACAAUAUACACCAGCUAUAUUAGUGAUAGUAUUAUUUGGUGUUCUUAUUGGAGCACAAAAUCUAGGCUUAUCAUCGCCUCAUAUUGAGGCAUUUUCUGUGGCACGUGGUGCUGCAGCAAAUAUAUUUUCAAUUAUUGAUAGAAAACCAAUAAUUAAUUCAUUAGAUGAUUCUGGUAUAAAGCCAAAAGCUGUUACUGGUAAUAUACGAUUUGAGAAUAUUGAAUUCCGUUAUCCAUCACGGCCAGACAUUGAAGUAUUAAAAGGUUUAACCUUAGAAAUUGAAUCUGGUAAAACAACAGCAUUAGUUGGACCAUCAGGAUGCGGUAAAUCAACCUGUUUACAAUUAUUUCAAAGAUUAUAUGAUCCAAUGGAAGGUAAUAUUAAGUUAGAUGGAUACGAUAUUAAGACAUUAAAUGUUGCAUGGCUAAGAUCAAAUAUUGGCGUUGUCGGUCAAGAGCCAGUAUUAUUUGCCACAACAAUUGCUGAAAAUAUCAGAUAUGGUAGACCAAAUGCAACACAAGCAGAAAUCGAAGAUGCCGCAAAAAUUGCUAAUUGUCAUACAUUUAUAACAAAAUUACCACAGGGUUAUGAUACAAUGGUUGGUCAGAAAGGAGCUCAAAUGUCAGGUGGACAAAAACAAAGAAUUGCUAUAGCAAGAGCUGUUAUCAAAAAUCCGAGCAUUUUAUUAUUAGAUGAAGCCACAUCAGCGUUAGAUCCAACCUCAGAGAAAAAAGUUCAACAAGCAUUAGAAGAAGCUAGUGUUGGUCGGACAACAUUAGUUGUAUCUCAUCGUUUAUCAACUAUUACAAACGCGGAUAAAAUUGUAUAUAUUAAGGAAGGUCAAGUUCUUGAACAAGGUAGUCAUGAAGAGUUAAUGAAAAAAAAAGGAUAUUAUUAUGAUUUGGUGAACACAAAUAAAAAAGAUGAUGAUGAAGAUGAUGAAGAAGAUUCUUCUGAUGAAAGUCAAGGUAAAAGUGAAGCUGAAAAACCACAUCGUGCCAAAUUAGAAUCGAAUAAUUCAGUAUUAAGUGCUGGAGAAGACAAUGAAGCUCAUGUAGAUGAAGAAGAAUUGUAUACAAAAAAUGAGAAAUACAAAGUGUCAUUUAUGCGACUUAUGAAACUUAAUAAACCAGAAUGGCCAUACAUUCUUGUUGGUGGCAUCGCUGCAAUAUUACAUGGUUCUUCUUUACCAAUAUUUGCUAUACUUUUUGGUGAAUUUUAUGGCAUUCUUUCUAAUCCCGAUAAAGCAAAAGUACAAGAAGACAGUAAUUUUUAUUCAUAUUUAUUCAUUGCACUGGGUGUGUUAGCUGGUGUUGGUUCAUUUUUCCAAUUCCAUAUGUUUAAUAAAGCUGGUGUUAGCUUAACAUCAAGGUUAAGAAAACAAGCUUUUAAAGCUAUAAUUUCGCAAGAAAUGGCAUUUUUUGAUGAAAAAGUUAAUUCAAUUGGUGCUCUCUGUUCACGAUUAUCUGGUGAUUGUGCUAAUGUCCAAGGGGCAACUGGAAGUCGUAUCGGUGCAAUGGUACAAUCUAUAGCUACUUUAGUUAUUGGUAUUCUUAUAUCAUUUUACUUCUCUUGGGAUUUAACAUUAAUUACAAUGAUAACAAUACCAUUUGUUUUGGGUUCAAUAUUUUUGGAAUCACGUUAUAUGGAUGCUAGUACCCGUAAUGAAAAACUUGCUAUAGAAAGCGCUAGUACUGUAGCUGUUGAGGCUAUUUCAAAUAUUAGAACGGUAUCAAGUUUAGGCCAAGAACCACACGUUCUUGAAAGAUAUUGUAAGGAAAUUGAUUUAGUUCGUGAAGCUUGCAAAAAGAAAACAAGAUAUCGUGGAUUAGUGUUUUCUUUGGGCCAAGCAGCUCCUUUUGCCGCAUACGGGCUUUCACUUUAUUAUGGUGGUACUGCAGUCGCUGAUCGGGGAUUACAAUUUGAGAAUGUAAUCAAAGUUUCAGAAGCGUUAAUUUUUGGAUCAUGGAUGUUAGGACAGGCUUUAGCUUAUGCACCUAAUGUAAAUGCUGCUAUUGUUUCAGCAGGAAGAUUAUUACGUUUAUUUGAACGCCAACCAAAGAUGGUUAAUGUAGCGCCAUCUCCAUUUAAUUCUGUUGAGAAAGUUGAUGGUGACAUAAAUUACAAUAACAUACAAUUCCGUUAUCCUACACGUCCUGAAGUACAAGUACUGAAGGGAUUACAAUUAACAAUUAAACAAGGUACAACUGUAGCUUUAGUAGGACCAUCAGGUUGUGGUAAAUCUACUUGCGUUCAACUAUUAUUACGUUAUUAUGAUCCAGAUAGUGGAAAUAUAAAUAUUGGAGAUUUAGCUACAACAGAAUUUCCUUUAGAUACAUUAAGAUCACAAUUGGGUUUAGUAUCACAAGAACCUGUACUUUUUGACAAAACUAUUGCUGAAAAUAUUGCAUAUGGUGAUAAUUUUAAAGAUAUUCCAAUGGCAGAAAUAAUAGAAUGUGCAAAAAAAGCGAAUAUACAUGAAUUUAUUAGUAAUUUACCAUUAGGCUAUGAAACAUCUUUAGGUAAUAAAGGUGCUCAAUUAUCUGGUGGCCAAAAACAACGUAUAGCAAUUGCAAGAGCUUUAGUACGAAAUCCAAAAAUAUUGAUAUUAGAUGAAGCAACAUCAGCUUUAGAUAUGCAAAGUGAACGAAUAGUUCAAGAUGCUUUAGAUGCAGCUUCAGCUGGUAGAACUUGUAUAACAAUUGCACAUCGUUUAACAACAAUACAAGAUUCAGAUGUUAUUAUCGUUAUUAAAAAUGGUGUUAUUAUUGAAAAGGGUACUCAUGACGAACUUAUGAGAAUGGAAGGAAUGUAUUCAGAAUUAUAUACAAUGCAGCAAAUUCAAUAAUUUAAUUUUUUA